Molecule: messenger RNA, 870 nt
Organism: Chelonus insularis
Lineage: Eukaryota; Metazoa; Arthropoda; Insecta; Hymenoptera; Braconidae
Exons: 1
Coding region: 1-870 (289 amino acids)
Source: RefSeq, a predicted model, not a curated record
AUGAAACAGUUGACAGCUUUAAUUCCAAAAGUGCCAUGUAAUUAUCCCAACAAUCACUGGCCUCAUCUCAAUGGAUUAACACUAGCUGAUCCAACAUUCAACACUCCACAAUCGAUAGACAUUCUACUUGGAGCUGACUUCUAUGGAGAAAUCAUCAAACAAAAUAUCAUAUUUCAUUCUCCAACAGCUCCUAUAGCUCAACUUUCUAUCUUUGGUUGGCUAAUUCUUGGUCCAGUAGCACCAAAUUCAUCAGUCAAUCACUAUCACAUUCAUCAUGCUACUACAAUUACGAACCAUGAAGACAUUCAAGAGUUGCUAACAAAAUUCUGGGUCCAAGAAGAAGUCCCUAUGUCAAAUCAACAUCAAUUAUCAUCCUUGGACCAACAAUGUGAAGAUUUCUUUAAAUCAACUCACUCUAGACAUUCAUCAGGACGAUAUAUUGUUAGAAUCCCACUCAUUUCUUCACCCUCAGCUCUUGGGGACUCCUAUACAACUGCGUAUCGAUGUUUGAGGCGUCAGUUGAGGAGAUUAACCAACGAGACUGAAUACAGUAAUCUGUACAGACAAUUCAUGAAAGAAUACGAAGAACUCGGUCAUAUGAGACCUGCUCCAACAAUCAAUCCAGAAUCUCAAGACAUUCAUCCAUAUUUUCUUCCUCAUCAUGGGGUAUUAAGGCCAAGUAGCACUACCACCAAGCUCAGAGUAGUCUUCAAUGGAUCCAGCCCGACGUCAACUGGAAUCUCAUUGAAUGACAUCACUCAUACUGGAGCAAAAAUUCAAUUAGACAUCUUCGACGUACUUCUUUGGGUUCGUCAACAUCAAUACGUAUUCGCAACUGUUGCGAUUAAGAUCAGAAAACUUAAUAAUUAA